Messenger RNA from Calypte anna (Anna's hummingbird), 1786 nucleotides. RefSeq names its product serine/threonine-protein kinase Nek3. Gene Ontology annotation, molecular function: protein kinase activity; ATP binding. The transcript has 16 exons. The record is from RefSeq and is a predicted model, not a curated record. The coding region runs from base 236 to 1729 and encodes 497 amino acids. Lineage: Eukaryota; Metazoa; Chordata; Aves; Apodiformes; Trochilidae. Gene Ontology annotation, biological process: protein phosphorylation.
CUCCGCCCCCAUCCCCGCCCGCUGUGGGGAGGAUGGCGGUGCUGCGGGGCCCUGCCGUGGAGCAGUACCCGGGACCGCCCGAAGGCCUUUCUGCUGGCGCUCUGGGUGUUUGCGCGGCUCCGUGAGAUAAUUUUAACAAAUUUUUAAAAAUGAAUCAAGGUCAUGACAGAGUUUAGCAGGUCAUCCUGGGAAAGAGAGUGUGUGAAGAGAAGUGUUGAAUGUAGGCUUAUAAAGCAUGGAAAAAUAUCAGGUGUUGAAAGUACUGGGAGAGGGAUCCUUUGGAAGAGCUCUCCUAGUUCAUCAUAGGAUCAGUGACCAGAAGUAUGCAAUGAAGGAAAUAAGACUGCCUAUGUCUUCAUCUGAUGCAGAGAACUCUAGGAAAGAAGCAGUUGUUUUGGCUAAAAUGAAACAUCCGAAUAUCGUUGCCUAUAAAGAAUCGUUUGAAGCUGAUGGACAUCUGUAUAUAGUGAUGGAAUAUUGUGAUGAUGGAGAUCUAAUGCAAAAGAUUAAACACCAAAGAGGAAAGUUUUUCCCUGAAGAUACGAUCCUUUGCUGGUUUGUGCAGAUGUGCCUGGGUGUGAAGCACAUUCAUGAUAAACAUGUGUUGCACAGGGAUAUCAAAUCCAAGAAUGUCUUCCUUACACAGAAUGGCAAAGUCAAAUUGGGAGAUUUUGGAUCUGCACGAAUUCUUGCACAUCCACUGUCAUAUGCUUGCACAUAUGUGGGAACUCCUUAUUAUGUACCUCCAGAAAUUUGGGAAAACAUGCCAUACAACAACAAAAGUGACAUAUGGUCUCUAGGAUGUAUACUGUAUGAGCUGUGCACUCUUAAACAUCCAUUUCAAGCAAAUAGCUGGAAACAUCUCAUCCUUAAGAUAUGCAAAGGGUCCUACAAUCCACUACCAUCUCACUAUUCCUAUGAACUUCAUUACUUAAUAAAACAGAUGUUUAAGAGAAAUCCCAAGAGUCGUCCAUCUGCCAGUACUAUUCUUGCAAGAAGCUGUUUAACCAAACUUCUAAAAAAUUGUUUGCCUUCUGAGGUGACAAAGGAGUUUGAGCAGGUAGUGAGGGAAACCAAGAAACAUGAAGGCAAUUCAACGAGACCAAAGGGUAACGUCAUGGCCAGUGGAAGCUCAAAUAAAAAGAAGGAAAAUAGACAAAGUAAAGAUGGAAGCAAGCAUAGUGCCUUAGAAAGGAAAAGUAUUAAGGAUUUGAGUGAAGGCACAGAGGAACAAAGGCAAGCUGAUAAAGAUGUAGAAACUUCUGAUGUCCUCCCAGGAAUUACUGGUUUCUCACAUCCCCAGAGGAAGCAAUGGGAAAAGAGGAUAUCCAGUACUGUAGUGGAUGUCCUGGAAAAUGCAUCCUUGCUUUCUUCAAGCUACACAUUUGAGGAUGCAAAAAGUGGCUGUGUUACAAACUACAGUGAAAACAAGCCACGUAAGCAGUGGAACAAGGAAGUUCCUCAGACCCUGAUGAACAUUCUCAGUAAUGCAGAUGUCAGCUUAGCAUUUAAAACGUACACAAUUUAUAAACCAGCUUCUGAAAAUCUGCUCAGAGGUCCACUUUCUGAUGAAACUGAAGUGUCUGAUGAAGUUGAUGGUGAAUAUGAAGCAACUGUCACAGAUUUGGAGAGACAUGAGCCCAGAUCUGAUGAAGAUGACACGGACUUUGAGGAAGAUGACCCAGACUGGGUGUCAGAACUUAAAAUGGCACUGAAACACAGCGACUGAAAAGUUGGAUUUACCUACAGUAACUGAAAUCAGGCUUGUCAGUUUUUAUAAUCCAAA